AAAUGCCAACCAGAUCGAUCUUAGAUACAUAUUUAUCCGACAAAAAACUAAACUCAGCAAACUGAACUUCGCACAGAUGAUGUAUUAAAAUUUUUGGUUAUUUUUUGGAAUCCUACGGCCCAAAACCCUACAAGUAAAGAAUGGAGUGCGAAAAGUGUGAUAUUACCCGAAAUGCCCGAGAUCAUAAGCCCGAUGGCAUUAGGGGCGUGGAAGAGCUCAAGCCGGACACCACGUUGGAGAUGGAGAUCGAGGAGGCCCUGUCCUCCAGUAGUGCCGACGAUUCUCCACCCGGCAUGAUUGUGGUGGAGACAAGGAUCAACUCGUGGGAGAAGCAACCGAUCAGGGAGGAGAACAUAUCCGAGGUGUCGGUGGAGCAGGCUGCCUGCUCGGUGUCCCUGGGCCUCAAGCCAAAUGUCCAGUUCCAGAAACUUACUCCUGGCCAUUCGUUGGCCAGCACUGAGGCCGCCCUGGCAGCCGCCACCAGCUCGGCCUUCACCACGCCCUUAGACAAGCCCCCAGAAAAGCCCUUAACAGUUCCUACAGCCCUCAUCUCCGACUCUAUUUCAACCCUGAGACACUGCAUCGACGGUGCCACCCAGUGCAACAACCUUGGACUGGGCUAUGAGUCCGUGUCCAGCGAUUCAAUGCCAUCGGUGGGAUCGUUAGUCUGUCGUAUUUGCCACAAUGCCGAUAAUCCGGAGCAACUCGUGUCGCCUUGUUUGUGCAAGGGCUCGCUGACAUAUGUCCAUGUGCACUGCCUGGAGCGUUGGAUUAGCACCUCGCGCUGCACCACCUGCGAGCUCUGCCAGUUCCAGUACAACACGGAGCAGACACUGCGGUACACCUGUCUGCAGUCGCUGCGACUUUGGUACUCCAGGGCCAUGAGUCGCAGGGCACUGCAGGAGGAUUGCCAGAUGUUCUCGCUGCUCACUUUGGUGGCCUUCGGCAUCAUCGGAACACUGCUGGUGGGGAUCCAGUACUAUGCCCUGCACACCCACUCCUGGGGUCUCAGCAAGCUCUGGACCAAGUCCUGGAUGCUCUUCUUCCUGUUCAUGACAGUGAUAACCGUCUACUUUGCCAACAUAUACAUGCUGAUCAAGUCCCAGCUGACGCCCUGGUAUCGGUGGUGGCAAUCUGCGAGGGACAUCAAACUGAUCUUGGAAAACCGCCGGCCCUUCCCCAAUCCAAGUCGCCUAUUGAGGGCCCAGCAGGGAGAGACGGCCUCAACAACGGCCUCCAUGUUCACCCACCACGAUCAGCUGGACGUGGCCACCCGGGCACCCACAAUCCUGAUCAGCUCCAGUGAGGAGGAGUACGACGAGAAGCACGCCCCCAAGUGGGGGACGCGACUGGACAGCGAGGUGCUGGCCGCCGUUGUGGCAGCCACCGUGGAAUCGAUUGCUGACGCAAGUGCCCGUGAUAGUGACCAAUACUCAGAGCAGCAGCACCAAAACCAGGAUGUACACCAGCACCAACAACAGCAGCAGCCGGAAGGCGACAACUGAAAGGACAUUGACGACAAACCGGCGGGAAGGUCGUGCGCAGAUGGGGCAGAGUGUGGGGUGAAUGGGCUGGGCAAGUAAUUAAGGCUCAAGGGCAAGGAUUUUUGCUUGGCUUUCGUUGUUUGCGUGUCAUUUGUUUAAUGUAGUUUCAAUGCUUUUAAUGAACUUUCCCGAUGAGAACUCAAAUUAAAUGGGUAAACUUGA
Molecule: messenger RNA, 1706 nt
Organism: Drosophila ananassae
Lineage: Eukaryota; Metazoa; Arthropoda; Insecta; Diptera; Drosophilidae
Exons: 6
Coding region: 141-1505 (454 amino acids)
Biological process (GO): protein ubiquitination
Molecular function (GO): zinc ion binding; ubiquitin-protein transferase activity
Source: RefSeq, a predicted model, not a curated record